UGCCACCGGUGCUCCGACUCUCUGGCACCAACAACAUGGACUCGAUGUCCACCCCGCCUACCUCGCCCAUGAGCGGCCACCCACACCGCACAUCGAUAGCGAAUGCUUUGCGCACUCCGAGGAGUUCUAGCCGUCUGAGUCUUGGAGGUCGAGCUGGAAGCAGUCGCGCCUCCGACGAAGACUCCAAGACAGCGGUGAAAGUGGGUGAGUACCUAGCAGUCGACCCCUAUCGUCUUUCUCCGCUGACUGCUGUACAGNCCGUUCGAGUCCGCCCACCUCUGAACCCUUCCGAUCCGGGCUACGACUUGAUCCCGCAGCGAUUCCGCGCCUCGACUUGCGACGUCUCUUCUGCCACCAAUCUCGCAAUCCAAUCGACCCAGGGAAAGAAGCUGUUUGUCUUCGAUCGCGUCUUCGGCGAGGAAACAACCCAGCAAGGCGUCUGGGAAUAUGUCAGCGACAGCGUCGACUCUNUUAUCCAAGGCUACAAUGUUUCCAUCCUUGCAUAUGGCCAAUCGGGUGCCGGAAAGUCGUAUACUAUGGGUACCGCCGACUCUGAAGGCGCCUUUGAUCCUGUCCACGCUGGUGAGUCGCAUUGCUCGACCCUCACCAAGUCGGGCCUACGUUCUCCUGCGCGGUAUUCCGUCUCAGCCGUGUCCAGCCUUUCGAAUCUGCACCGCCAAACGAACAGUGACAAGUCGUGGGUAUUGACAGCCACCUACGCUGAGAUCUACAAUGAACAACUCCGCGAUUUGCUCGUUCCCAGCACUGUGCCUGAAGCCGACCGUCCCCAGGUCUCGAUUCGUGAAGACACCAAGGGCCGUAUUUUGCUCACUGGUCUGACCCAGAAACCCAUCAACUCGGCAGACGAUCUUUUGGAGGCUCUGAGCUUUGGGUCCAACAUCCGCCAAACCGACUCGACCGCUAUCAACGCCAAGUCUUCGCGCUCCCACGCCAUUCUCAGCUUGAAUCUCACCCUGAAGAAAGGCCCUUCAGUCAACAGACGUGCUUCCGUCCAAGUCGACAGUUCAACCGCCAACGACGCUAUCGUGACCACCGAAAGCAAGCUCCACUUUGUCGACCUUGCAGGCAGUGAACGUUUGAAGAACACGGGUGCUCAAGGCGACAGAGCCAAAGAGGGUAUAUCGAUCAAUGCCGGUCUCGCUAGCUUGGGGAAGGUCAUUUCGCAGCUGUCCACUGCAAAGCAUGGUGGCUACAUAUCCUACCGUGAUUCUCGGUUGACUCGCAUUCUGCAAGAUUCUCUGGGCGGAAACGCUAUCACGUACAUGGUCGCCUGCGUUAAUCCCGCCGAGUUCCAUCUAAGCGAAACGCUCAACACUGUCACCUAUGCUCAGCGCGCUCGCGCCAUUCAAAGCAAGCCUGAAAUUCAACAAACGACUGAGGAGGCUGACAAAGCUUCCAUUAUCGCUCGUUUGCAAGCCGAGGUCGCUUUCCUUCGAGAACAGGUCAACAAGAACAACGAAAAAGGCGAACAGCGCAUCCUGGCUGCUGGAGAUCACAAAGAGCGUCGCGAGAGCGAGCUGCAGGACCAGCUCAUGGACAUGCAGGAGAGUUACAAUGCCCUCAGCGGACGCCAUGCAAAACUCAUAUCCGAAAUCUCCAAAGCCAAGGAAGACAACCACGAGGACACUCCCACUCUCAGAGACGCUGUAGGGGAGUCAGCAAUGGAGAGACUCAAGCGCUCUAAUUCGUUUGCGGAAGCUGUCGAACAGGUUGUCAUGGAGUACGAAAAGACGAUCCAAUCGCUAGAGGCUUCCUUGUCAAAUACCCGCUCGACACUUUCCGCGAGCGAAAGUUCACUCAUGGAGCGCGAGGCUAGAAUAGCCUACAUGGAGUCGCAAGCCCACCAGCUACAAAAGGCUAGCGAGCGUGAAGCCAACAACGAUGCCUACUUGCGAGAUCUGGAGACCCAGAUAGAGGGCGCGACUACGAGCGAAGAGAAGAGCUCCAUCCUCAUUGCCAGUUUGCGAAAGGAUAUAUUGCAACAAUCGAGGAGAAAUUGGCAGAAGCAGAGCAGGNAUCGAGAGAUCAUGCAGCGCGAGCUCGACCGUCUGGAGAAUGUUAUCGAACGCCAAAGAAGUAUCGGCAGACUGGAUAAUCUUCUCGCAGAGCUUGACAACAUUCGCCAUAGUGAACAAACUGGACGUCCUCAGCAGCUGAACGGUCACUCAGAUGAUGACAAUGACCGCGAUUCGUUCAUCAAGGAGUCAGGGACUAUUACCAGAACUGUCGCUGCUGACGAGCAAGCUUCAGGGCAGCUUGGAGGUUCAACAAUGGCCAUGUCUGGAAAUGAUGGACCUACUGCUCAACAGAGCCAGGAUUCUGAGAGAAAAGACGAGCAACAUCUGGCCCAGUCCAGGUUCAUGGCCGACAAACUCGAAACCAUGACGCAAGAACUUUUCGACCUUCGCAGCGAGCACGAGACAACGAUCAAUGAUUACGACAAUCUUCAACGCAAGUACGAAACUGCACUGCAAGCACUCGCCAAAAUGCAUGAAGCACAAGAAGAGGAAACCAAUUCCGAAUCGAGAAACUUAGACAAGCCAGAGUCUNUUUUAGAGGGCGCGGGGGUGAAUGGCAUGAAGGGGGAUGGACAACCGGCCGCAUCCUCGCGUUCCUUGGCAGCGGAGUUGUCAUCGGGGUCGUCAUUGCGACACUCUUUCACUACAAUGAACGAGGAGUCGGGCGAAACAAAUGGGGCUCAAGGCAGACCCCUGAGAGAUAUUGAGGGCGAUGAUGCAAGCACGAUUGUGGAUGAGGACGAGCCUCCUCUCCGUACAGAUGAACGAGCACUCGCCCACGAGAUGGAGAUGCUGAGGCAGCUCCACAUCCAGCGAGAAUCAAGCUUGAAGGAGAUCUCGGACAAUUACAUGAGACUAUCUGAAGAGCAUAAGAAUGCUUUGCGUCAGGUUGAAGAUCUCAAGCGUGAAGUACAGCGAGCACAACUGGCAACCAACAGACAAUCGUCUCCCUCGCUGGUCAAACCCAUCAUUCGUCGCAAGCCUAGUCAGGAUCUCAUGGCCAACACGACUACCAACAACGAUCGAGCAAUGCGUUCAUUCGCAUCACUACGCAAUAUCGCGCUUGACAAUUUCGAGUCGAACGUUGAUGUCCGCCAGAACUUUGAGAUUCAUCUCAACACCAUCAUGGGCGAUCUGCAUGACCGGACCGAGAAGAUGCAAGCACUUGAUGCAGAAGUCACGGCCGCUCGGAGGGAUCUCGACGCUAAGACUGCAAUAAUCACGGGCCUAACGCGAGAGAGAGCUAGUGUUUCGGCUGCUAAUACCGUUGAUUUCACUGUUGUCGGACACAUGCGCGAUCAACUCACGAGAAGUGAGCAGCAGGUAACCUUCCUCCGCGAGGCUCACGAAAGUCGAGAGAAGGAACUCCAAUCUCAGGUCGAUGAACUCAGGUCACAACUACAGCAGACUUCCGAGAAACAUGUAGUCGCAGGUAGUGAGCGAUCUGAUAACGACAGCGACGAUCUUGUUGCUCAUCUGCAGAAGCAAUUGUCCAGCUGGGAGUCACGACAUGCUCACACGACAGAUGCAAUGAAGGAGUCUGAGACCAAGCUGCUUGCUACUAUCACAACUCUUGAAGGCUCUCUUUCUGAGGCACACAAGUCGGCCGCUAGUCGCGACGCGGAAUACGAUGCAGCGAUUGCGAAGCUUGAUCAGGAACGGACCCAACACCAAGAGCUUGUCGAUUCUCUACAGAAGCAGAUCAGUGACUACCAAGCCGCUAGCCAUGAACACAGUCAAAAGCUUUCGCUGCUUGAGCAGUCCUACGCAAGCAUUAGGCAACAAGUCGAUGAAGACAGCAAGGGUAGAGAGCUUACAAAGAAGGAGCUACAGACUCAUCGCAAUCUGGUGUCUAAUUUAGAAAGCCAAAUUGAAGCUCACAAGUCUGCGAUUGGAAUACAUGAGCAGAAUCUGGAGGCUCUCAAGGCGUCGCAUACAGAAGAGCUCGAUAAUGUCAGGACUGCUAGGGCAACGGCUGAGAACGACUUCGCCGAGAAACAUGCAGCUUUGGAGGCACAGCACCAAUCUGUCCAGCAAGACCUCCAGCGAUCUCAAGUUGACCUGGAAGAGCUGCUUGCUGAAGCAUCGGCCAUUCUGGGCCACGAAACCGACGUUGGACGAUUCCACUCUCAUCUGACCGACUUUGUUGGACAGAACAGGGAUCUCAGCGCUGGCAAAGCCAGUGAGCAAGACGUGGAGAUGCCUUCAACCAAGGUUGAUGAUCUUGAGGCUGAGAUUGCGCAACUGAAGAAAAGCAACCAGGACAUCACGUUCAACAUGGAGCGUGCGGUAGAGAACGAACGUAAGAGUGCUGCUUUGGUGCAAGAAUUGGAGGAUCAGCUCAACUCAACAUAUGAUUUGCAUCAAGACACUAGCAACAGGCUAUCUGCCAUACAGAGCGAGCGGCACACACAACUCGAAGAAGCGACAAGUGCGAAGAACGAGAUGAAGAAAGAACUCGAGGAUGCUAGACUGAAGGUCUCCUUACUCGAGUCUCAGCUCGCCGAGCUGCAGCGCCGAUCGAUGGCUUCUACCUCGCGUGACUCGAUGAAUUAUGCUCGCGAAUCACUGUCGCCAGAAGCCGCAGCCUUUGCACUUGCUCGUACGAGUUCGCAGAACUCGUUGAUGACUCGUCCAAAGUCCAACGCCACAAACGCGACUUCGGGCCUUCCUUCCCCGCCGCCUGCAAUUCCCCUGCCGCCUAUCCCCACUCCUGGGCUCAACGGGUUGACCCCCUUCUUGAGUCAGAGUAGCAGCGUACCCAUGGGCUUGGGCAUCGAUGCUCGCACUUCGAGCCCUGCGCCUACAACGACCUUCACGGCAUCAUCUCCUCCCGGGACACCAUACCACAGCUCUUUCCCACAACCACCAUCAACGGCACCUUCGACUGUACAGCCAGAUCCCGGCUAUGCACAAGUGAUUGAGGAGCAGGAGUCUCGCAUUCGUACCAUCGAGAAGCACUUGUUUGCUGAGAAGCAGCUCACAGCUACGCUCGAAGAAGCUCUUGUCGAUCUUGAGACAUCGCAGAACAAGACACGACAAGAUCUCGAGUCGUGGAGGAAGAAGUGCUCAAACUUGGAGGAUGAACUCGUGGGUCUACGCAAGGAGCGCACGAAUUCACGGGCAAGCAUGCAGCAAGUAGAGGAAGAGAGGGAGAUGAGACAUCGUGCGGAGCGCGCGAGACAGGCGCUCGAAGAACGUAUGCGAGAGCUGAAUGCUGGACAGAAGAAGAAGAAAGGAGUGUUGAAUUGUUUC
This is a messenger RNA of Aureobasidium vineae, 5294 nucleotides long. NCBI's taxonomy places the organism in Eukaryota, Fungi, Ascomycota, Dothideomycetes, Dothideales, Saccotheciaceae. The record is from the annotation of a GenBank genome assembly.